ACAUAUGUGCUUUAGUAAAUGAAAAGUAAUAAUUAUCGAAUUUUUGAAGAAGAUAGCUUCUUCGUGCGUACCCCCAGCCAUUCCAAUGUAAUAAACAUGUUAGGGAAUAGUUAUUGUAGUCGUAUAAUGACUAAAUUCAAUUUUGAAGUUCUCAACGUUGAUAAUUUUUUUUUCUUUGUCAAAAAUGCAGGUUUGGCAUAUGUAUUUGCUGAAAGUGCACACUGGUGGGACGCAAUAUCAGGGGUCUCUCCUUAUUAUUCUUGGGUCAUACUGCUGGAAAUCGUAAUAUUUCACCUUGAAACAAAGAUUGUCUUGGGGAUUCCAUGCAUGGUGGCGUUUUUGAUAUAUAAGUGGCGUAAGAGACAUUUAUCAAUGUAUGAUGCUAUUGAAGAAUUUCUGCAAAGCCAAAUUAACCUCAUGCCAUUUAGGUACUCUUACUCAGAAAUUAGGAAGAUGUCCAAAGGUUUCAAGGACAAAUUGGGUGAAGGAGGCUAUGGGUCUGUAUAUAGAGGAAAGCUUGAAAGUGGCCCUCUUGUUGCUAUAAAGCUGUUGGGUAACUCCAAAGCUAAUGGGCAAGAAUUUAUCAACGAAGUUGCAACAAUUGGAAGAAUUCACCACGUGAAUGUGGUGCAACUCAUUGGCUUUUGUGCUGAGGGGCCAAAGCGCGCCCUUAUAUAUGAAUUCAUGCCUAAUGGUUCUCUUGAAAAAUACAUUUUUUCUCAAGAAGAAAGUAUCCCCUUAAGUAUUGAGAAAAUAUUUGAGAUUUCUCUUGGAGUAGCUCGUGGGAUUGAAUAUCUACAUCAAGGAUGUGACAUACAAAUUCUACAUUUUGAUAUCAAGCCUCAUAACAUUCUUCUCAAUGAGAACUUCAUUCCCAAAGUUUCUGAUUUUGGGCUUGCAAAACUUUAUCCAACAAAUGAUAGCAUAGUGCCUUUGACUGCUGCAAGGGGAACACUAGGAUAUAUAGCUCCAGAGUUGUUUUAUAAAAACAUUGGGGGGGUCUCCUAUAAAGCUGAUGUUUAUAGUUUUGGCAUGUUAUUGAUGGAAAUGGCUAAUAGAAGAAAGAACGUGAAUGCAUUUGCAGACCAUUCAAGCCAAAUUUACUUCCCAACUUGGGUUUAUGGCCAAUUUAGUGAAGGAAAUGACAUAGAAAUAGAAGAUGUCACAGAGGAGGAGAAGAAAAUUGUUAAGAAGAUGAUCAUAGUCGCAUUAUGGUGCAUACAGAUGAAGCCUAGUGACCGUCCUUCAAUGAACAAAGUUGUAGAAAUGCUUGAAGGAGAAGUUGAAUGCUUACAAAUGCCCUCCAAGCCUUUCCUAUCAUCAUCACCAGCGAGACCAACAGAGGAUGUAGGAGACAACUUAAAUUCAACUAGUUCAUCAUUUCAAUCAGGUGAAUCAAGUCAAUCGGCUAAACUUUAAAUGCACGGAAAAGCUAA
This is a messenger RNA of Quercus lobata, 1436 nucleotides long. Its product is annotated as rust resistance kinase Lr10-like. Lineage: Eukaryota; Viridiplantae; Streptophyta; Magnoliopsida; Fagales; Fagaceae. Gene Ontology annotation, biological process: protein phosphorylation. Gene Ontology annotation, molecular function: protein kinase activity; ATP binding. The coding region runs from base 19 to 1419 and encodes 466 amino acids. The record is from RefSeq and is a predicted model, not a curated record. The transcript is spliced from 3 exons.